Aspergillus terreus NIH2624 is the source of this 3039-nucleotide messenger RNA. Its product is annotated as HET domain-containing protein. Lineage: Eukaryota; Fungi; Ascomycota; Eurotiomycetes; Eurotiales; Aspergillaceae. The coding region runs from base 1 to 3039 and encodes 1012 amino acids. The record is from RefSeq and is a predicted model, not a curated record. The transcript has 5 exons.
AUGGAGUCAAUGAUAACGGUUCAGGGAAGUCUUCCGUAUCGUUUAACGACAGAUGAGCGCAGCCUUUCGAGUAUCCCCGAAUCCGCACCCUUGCCAAAUGUAUGCAGCAGUUGCGAUAAACUUGAUCUGAAGACGUUGGUAUCUCAAGAGACGAAGGAAAUCCCCAUCGGGCUCCUAUCAAACUACAACAACCCGAGCUGCCGAUUUUGCAGCCUUAUUUCCCAAUCGAUUCGCCAGGCAUGGGGUACUGAAUGGAACAUUGAACACAUCUGCGCAACAACACCCACUCCAGUCCGGCUCUACAUCCGCAGUCGAAGCCCCUUCUCCCUCAGAAAAAACGGUCGCAUCCAGCAUCCGCACCCGCGGCUCCUGCUGGCGAUAGACCUGCAGCCUCCCAGCUUCCAACGCAACAGGGCUCCGAUCAAAGAGGUAGACCGAGUGAGGAAUCGUUUCAUUAUCGCGGAGAUUGAAGCCCUGACGAAUUCUGUGCCAGGUCAGCCCCUCGGGGGGACUCUGCUUCCUCGCCGGGAGAUAGGGAGCCACAUAGAUGUUGAACUGGUUCGGCGCUGGUUGGACGAGUGCAAAAUGCACAAGCACUCGAGAGCCUCUAUCAACAAAAACGCUCACCUGUUCCAGAAAGAACGUCCGUUCCGGCUGAUUGACGUGGUGGACGAAUGUCUCGUCCUGAAGAGUGAAGUGUGCGAGUAUGUUGCUCUGUCGUACGUCUGGGGUCCUAUUCCGACUAUAUUAUCACACCGAGAGGACGGUUCCGGGACAGUGCCUAUCCUUCUUUGCACCAAGGGUAAUGUCGCUGCACUGGGUAUUCAUAAGAGUCUAUCCAAGCCACAGCAGUCGCCCCAUGGGCACUGGAAGAUCCCGCGUACGGUCCGAGAUGCCAUGGAGCUAACUCGACUGAUUGGGAUGCGAUAUCUCUGGGUCGACACUUUGUGCAUUGUACAGGACGAUCCGGACGACAAGGCCCGGCUGAUUGGCCGUAUGGAUGACGUGUACGAUAAUGCGACGGUGACGUUCAUCGCUGCAGCGGGCAGUGUCGCAGACGCAGGCUUGCGCGGGAUAAGCCCUCGAAAUGGACACCCGGUACAACCGGAGAAGAUUGUCCUCUCUGACGGGGAAAGGAUCAACCUUUCGCUUUGUCUGACAUCGUUGUGUGACGAGGUGCGCAGGUCGAACUGGAACACUCGCGGCUGGACGUUCCAGGAGCAAUGCCUGUCCCAGCGGGUGCUGUAUUUCACAGCCGAAGAGGUGUACUUCAACUGCUCGGAGGUGCAGCGGAGAGAAGGGUACGACCACGGCGAGAAAGAAGGGCGUCUCCGUGAUGUGCAGGUUAGAACUGGACCACCCAUGUGGAAUAGUAAGCUCAGGAAAGACCCGGAUCCAACGCCGUACCAUUACCUAGGGGAUGUUGUUGGACGAGACGAGGCCCAAAGGUAUCAGACUGCGGUGCAGGACUAUACGCGGAAGAAUCUUACUUUCCAGGAGGAUAUAUUCAAUGCUUUCGAGGGUAUCUUCAACCGGUUCAAACGCUCAGGGCCUGGGUCAGAUCUGGGUAUCCGCCAGGCUCAGGGUAUCCCGAUUCAGUUUUUAUACCAGGGUAUCCUAUGGUUUCCUUCAAAUGGCGCUAAGAGGCGUUCAUGUGGACGUACGGCUGAGAAGUUCUCGUCCUGGUCGUGGACUCCAUGGACCGGCGCGAUCGAAUUUGUAUUUGCGGAGAGCCUCUGGCUCUCCAGGAAUAUAUCCCAUGCGGUCGUCAAAAAUUCGCCGAUGUAUCCUGUGAUUGUCCAUUGGUAUUAUGGGAAGACAGAGCAGAGGUACUGUUCGCACAAUAUAUGGAUGGACGCUGGCGAAGAUAAUACGAAGGCGAAGCACACUACAUCCAGCGAGCUGACUACUGCAAAGAGCUAUCUCAAUGCCCGUAUUGGGAUAGACGUCGAUAAGCUGCUGAGCCUUUCGCACACUGCAACGGAGAUCACAAUGAAACUAUCAUCUGGCGACCUUGGCUUUUUCGGUCCAUAUAUGACAUCCACGGAGUUCCAUAUUACGGAUGCAACAACUACUGGCAAUGUUCACCGUCUGAAAAUGGGUGAUCACCAUGGAGAGUUCAGGUUUGACUGUGAGGACACCGACGUCGAUGAGCUUGUUCCGAUUGUUGCUGGCGAAACCAUUACCCGGCCCUCUGACACGUACUCGAUCCUCCUCGGUCUUGCUACGCAGAACAGCGUUUCGAGAAGGGUUGGAAUUGGAUUUAUCUACUAUUCUAAGGAGCAAAGAGCCACGAAUAUCCGCCUCUUCUCAAAGACGCACAUAACUCGGAGAAGGUCUAUACAUCGGACUCGGCGAGACAAACGACCACGAAAACGAGGUAUUCCCCGCAAAGAACAUAUACGCAGUUCUCGCUGCACGUAUAAAAUCCCGCGCUUCGUCAUUCCCAUCCCGCCGGGACUGUUCAAACGAAUCGACAAACGCCUUUUGCUCUGUCGUGGCCGCGCCAGCACGCACCGCGCACCGCGCCUCGCGGUACGUGCGCAGCGACGCGACCAGCGGGCCGAGCCGCUCUUCCAUAUACCGGACGUGCGCCUCGCUGUCCGCCAGGGCGCGGCGAUAGGCGACAAAAAAGUCCGGGUCGUCGACGAGACAUUCCGGCGGCGCGGUGCCGGGGACGUGGAGGCUGCCGCCGCCGCCAACGAAGACGAAGUAGGGGACUUGGGCCCACUGCACAGCGAGGACGAUCUUCCGCACGACUUCGAGGAAGGUCACUGCGUGCUGUCCGUCGAGGCCAUUGAACGCUUCGGCGAGCCCGGCAGUGGUUACGGUGUCGAGGUCCACGGCGCGGGGGGUAUAGGAGGGGUGUUCCCCGAGGCGCUCUGGGUGGCGGGAGAUGCCCACUACUCGGUGGCCGCGCUGAAUGAGCUCGAGGCAGAGAUGGGAUCCUCCGAAUCCGGCCGGGCCUAUGACCCCGACUGUUUGUACUUUGGGAGGCAUCCUGGAGAGCGGGUUAGGUUGAUUAUAGGGAAGAAUUGA